Molecule: messenger RNA, 3233 nt
Organism: Anthonomus grandis grandis
Lineage: Eukaryota; Metazoa; Arthropoda; Insecta; Coleoptera; Curculionidae
Product: monocarboxylate transporter 12-B-like
Exons: 5
Coding region: 185-2161 (658 amino acids)
Biological process (GO): transmembrane transport; monocarboxylic acid transport
Molecular function (GO): monocarboxylic acid transmembrane transporter activity
Source: RefSeq, a predicted model, not a curated record
UUUAAUAAUUAGUUCAGUCGGUACCGACGAACCGUUUCGCGAUGUCGUUAUUACGAAAAACCCGCGGCUCUUUUUGAAAACGUUUACAAUAUAAAUCUUCGUGAUUGGUUUACGUACUCUACUGAAAAAAACAGUUGUUGGAUUGUAGAUUGUUAUAUCUGGCAGUGGUAUAUUUUUAGGAACGAUGGCGCCUCCAAACCUAGACUCCGUGGCCACCCCAGAUAAACCUUACACUCUUUUACCAACCACUGAAGAAAAGGAAAAUGAAGAUACAGACAAAGAGUCCAGUCUACCAGAGGAAAGAGAUUCAAACGAAAACGACACUCUGGUAGAUAAAUCAAAUGACAAAAGCUUAGAUGAUGACGUUUGCUCGGACGAUAUAGAAGUAGUAGUACCACCAGAUGGUGGUUGGGGCUGGGUGAUCGUAUUUGCUUCUUUUAUGUGCAACCUCAUUGUCGAUGGAAUCAUAUUUUCCUUUGCCACAUUCUUAAGGGGAAUAGCUGACGAGUUUGGAGUAACAAAGCCGGAAGUUUCCAUAGUCGGAUCGCUGAUGUCUGGGUUUUAUCUUAUGGUGGGACCGUUUGCAAGCGCUAUUGCAAACAAAUUCGGAUUCAGGCUGGUUGCUAUUAUUGGAACUUUCUUGGCAGCUACUGCGUUUGCGCUCUCAUAUUUUGCUACUAGUGUGGAGUACCUGUGUAUUUCUUAUGGAUUACUCGGAGGUAUCGGAUUUGGGUUCAUUUACGUGCCAGCAGUAAUAACAGUAGGUUUCUACUUCGAAAGAUGGAGGGCAUUGGCAACUGGCAUUGGCGUAUGUGGAUCUGGAAUAGGAACAUUCUUAUUUGCACCAUUAUGCGAAAUCUUAAUCAGAAAGCUCGGAUGGAGAAGUGCUUUGUUGGUGCAAGGAGGCAUUGUAUUUAGCUGUGUUAUAUUUGGCAGCUUAUUUAGGCCACUGAAACCAACCAAAGUCAAAGACCUCGACGAAUCCGCCGACGAUAAAAACCCCGAGGAAAACCUCUCUACCAAACUCCCUAGCAAAACCAAACUAAAACUUGAAGAAGCCUUAAAAAACAUGGAAAAGGCAGACCACCAGCACUCGCUAACCAGAAUUUUUGGCGCCAAUAACAACUCUGAAUAUCCACGCAUUUCCGAUGUGUACCACACCAUUCACGUGCCAUCCAGAACGCAUUCCAGCCACGUGCCCUUAAAAUCGCAUUUCCGCGAAAAGAGGUUGAGUGCCCCAUACAUUUUUGCUAAUGAAAAACCAAAGCAACCUCUUGGAGCCACUCUGAGCAAACCUACUAUUGUUCCUAAAAGCCCAGAGCGUACUAAAAGCCAUACCGAAGACAUGGUCAGACCGUUGUACAGAGAUGACAUCUUUUUCCAGUCAAGUCUUUUAAGGCUACCGCAGUACACCUCCCAAAGUUCAGUAGCAUAUAAUUUAGCUGUAACCAGAAUGCCCACGAAACAAGAUAUCCUGGAAGAAAAAAGACAUGCUUGCAAAUUGUGCCCUGAAGCAGUUAAAAGAGCUUUGGCCACCAUGCUGGACUUCACCUUGCUCAAGAGCCCCUCCUUUAUCAUAUUAGCCAUAGGAGGUUUCUUUACCAUGAUGGGCUUCUAUGUCCCUUUUAUGUUUUUAAAAGAUAGAGCUGAGGAGGCUGGUAUGGGGAACUCCACUGCGGUAUUCUUGAUUUCAUCUAUUGGUAUAGCCAAUACCUUGGGCAGGGUAUUCUGUGGAAUUCUCAGUUCCUUCCCAUCGAUUAAUGCGUUGUUUGUCACCAAUGUUGCUUUGACUAUUGGCGGGAUUGCUACGAUUCUUAGUGGUCUAUCUGCUACAGCUGCUUAUCAGUUCUUCUACACUGCUGUAUUUGGUUUAGCCAUUUCUACAUUCGCUUCACUCAGGUCAAUCAUCGUAGUAGAUCUGCUUGGCUUGGAACGAUUGACUAAUGCUUUUGGCCUACUUCUACUUUUCCAGGGGGUGGCAGCCAUGAUUGGGGCUCCAUUGGCUGGUGCCUUUAAAAACGCCACCGGGGGAUACGAUGCCUCAUUCUACUUAUCUGGAAGUAUGCUACUGAUUUCUGCCAUUAUGUGUUACCCGUUAAACUGGAUUAAUCGCUGGGAAAUUAGAAGGAAUCAAGAAAGAGCUAAAAUGGAAGCAGUAUAAAGAGAUACUUGGCGGUUUUGUCGAGGAUGAACUAAGAAAAGGCUCACAGAUAGACGAUGUUGGUAGGGGUAUAUAUUUAAAAUAAAUAGAGAGAUUAUUGGCAAUAAUGUUGAUGGUAAAGGGUUUUUUUUAUAAUUUAUAAAGAAUUUUCUUAAUGAAUCUCACGUGUAACAUUAUCAGUUUGGUAAUAAAACCAGGUACUACGCAAUUACGAGUGCUGCCAAAGAGUAUUGUGUAGUUGAUUCUGCGCAUCAAGCAAGCUUCCUUUCUUGAUAGCCUUAAGUGUGAAAAUGAUAGCUUGAUGUGCAGUAUGGUACUAUGCUGUAAAUUAGCCUUUCGUUGUUGUACUAUGUAGUUUUCUUAGCUUACUUUAUGAAAAUGAGUCCUAUCAUUUUCCUUUUGGACAUUUUAUGGUUUUUGUAUUUAAAUUUAUUUUUCACGGGGAUAAUCCGUAUACGUUUUUAUACCUAUUUUAGGCUUAGUUACCUAAGACUGACCCUGUAGUAUAAGAGCUAUUAUGUAAAUAUUUGAAUGAAAGAGUGUUUUAAAUAGGGUGUCCCAAAUAAGUUGCCUACUAAAGAAUAUUGUAGUAUUUGGUUUGGGUCACUCUUUAUAGUAAAGUGAUUUUAAAUAAGAUUAGCGACUAAUUAAAAUUACAUUUAAGUUCUAAGUUAAUGGAUGCAUUCCAUUGAAAUUCGAAUUUUUGUUUAUAGGUACUUAAAGGCCAAGUCCGCAUUUUAAUUACUCUUUUGUACAUAAACUCACUCGAAUAUUUUAUGAAAGUUAUGACAAAAAGCGAAUAAAAACUGAAAAAAUAUAUAUACUUGGAAUAAGUAAACAACAUUUUUUUGGAAAAUCGACCAAUGAUUAAGUUUUUACGACCUAAAAAGUGUUUUUGUCCUAUUAGAUAUUUUAAGUUUUUUUUAGAGAUAUUUCCAUAGUUUUAAGAAUCCUAUGCAUGUUCCUUGAGAUUUGGUUCUUUUAUGGUUUUGUUGGUGACUUAAACCGAAUUUUAUUGAAUUUAGUUUGCUUUUUCUGCAAUUUAAUGGUAAUAAAGUUGUUUUUUAAAGUG